AAUUUAAUCAAAUGUUUUCUUCAUAAAACAUAUAUAAUGUUUUCUUUUAUUUAGUUUCGCAAUUGCAUUUUUGAAAAACUAACAUGCUUUAAUGAUACUUUAUUAGUAAUUUUUUUUGAAAGAUACUUUAUUUGUAAUUAUACUGGUCUAAAUACUAGUAUGGAUAGCCUAAAUGGUACUUGAUAAAUUAAAAUUUCCCAAGUCCUGGGUUCAAAUCUACUGGUACCUAGAUACCAAAAAAAUACUGGUCUAAAUGAGUUUUACUAGAAUUGUAAUUGACCUUUUCAUUUUCUUUGACGGAAUAGGAGAAUUUAUGCAUGAAAUAACUAAAUCAUAGGCCCUAAAUCAGCAAAAUGUAGACAAUGAAAUUAUUUUUCACAAUGCAAUUGGACUUCGCAAGACAAAGAUUUGAAUGCCAUUAUUGCUGAUUACAAUUUUCCUGCAAGGAAUGGUGUUCAUCCAGUAUAUAUAAUAAGUUACCAUUUCACCACUUUUCACAUCAAAACUUUAUUCGAGCUUCUGAAUCACCUCAUAGUUUUUUCCCCCACCAAUAUGGAAGGCCUAUUUUCUGUGAUUUUUAUGUUGUUUGUUGCUAUACCUAGCUUGUAUGCUAGAGUAACACCCAAUGCAGGAUCUAGCAACUUCAAUAUUGUUAACUAUGGUGCAAAAGGGGAUGGCCAAACUGAUGAUUCACAAGCUUUUGUGAAAGCAUGGAAUGAUUUGUGUGCUGCAACUCAAGGUGCCCCAACACUUCUCAUACCCAAAGGGAAAUCAUUCAUGUUGCAACCUGUGUCAUUUAAAGGUCCUUGCAAAACUAACAAUGUUAACAUUGAGCUUCAGGGCACUCUUGUUGCCCCUAAAAGUGUUGUUGCUUGGAAAUGGGCAAAUAAUAAUAAGGGAGCAUGGAUCGAUUUCUCAGGCAUAAAUGGCCUUGUUAUUAGGGGAGGAGGAACAUUCGAUGGGCAAGGUGCUACAUGGUGGGCCAAGUACUCUGAUGAUUCUGACAGGCCAAGUGCACUUCGGUUUCAUAGCUGUAAGAAUCUAGCGCUUAGUGCAACGAAUCACAUCAACAGCCCAAGAAAUCACAUAAGUAUAAGUACAUGCAGUGACUCUAGCAUUUCCAAUAUUCAUGUUACUGCCCCAGAGGAAAGUCCUAACACCGAUGGGAUUGAUAUCUCAGGAUCAACUAACAUCCUCAUUAAGGAUUCUACGAUCCGAACUGGAGAUGAUUGCAUUGCCAUCAAUGAUGGUUCCUCUUUUAUCAACAUAACUGGUAUUACAUGUGGUCCUGGCCAUGGCAUCAGUGUUGGGAGCCUCGGGAGAGAUAGAAAGUUGGCUAAAAAACACUUUUGGCCCCUGAUGUUUCAAGUUUGUGCAAAUUAUGCCCCUAUUCUAUUUUUGUCGACGUUUCUACCCCUCAUGUUUUCAAACAGUGCACCGUCUACCCAUCCGUCACUCAGGCUUUCUCAGGAGAGGUUCCUGAGUAGAUUGGAGCCUAGAAAGUUUGAAACAGUAGAAGAGGUACAUGUGAGAAAUUGCAUCUUCCAAGGAACCACAAAUGGUGCCAGAAUCAAGACAUGGCAGGCAGUGAAAGUGAGUGAAGUUACUUUCCGUAACUUCACAGGAAACUCAGCUUCCGAGGAGGCAAUCACACUAAAUUGUGACCCUACCGUCGGCUGCACCGGCAUUAUAUUAAAUAAGAUUAACAUAAAAUAUGUAUCCGCAGGGAAAAGAACACGUGCAUUGUGUAAUAAUGUUCGUGGGUCAUUCUCUUUAUGUAGUCCAAAUGUUGUCUGUUCUUGACUUGAGAUGUACUAGCCAAUUAGGUUCUUGAAGUAGUAAAUAGGAUCCAGUGCAUUUAGCUAUGUUUAAACCCUAAGUAUCGUUUCGACAAAAAAAACCUAAGUAUCAUUUUCUAGUAAGGUUGACUUCAUCUCUUGUACUUAGUUA
Molecule: messenger RNA, 1950 nt
Organism: Lotus japonicus
Lineage: Eukaryota; Viridiplantae; Streptophyta; Magnoliopsida; Fabales; Fabaceae
Product: probable polygalacturonase At3g15720
Exons: 8
Coding region: 553-1803 (416 amino acids)
Biological process (GO): carbohydrate metabolic process
Molecular function (GO): polygalacturonase activity
Source: RefSeq, a predicted model, not a curated record